AUGUCUUUCUUUGGCUUCGACACUUCCCUCCCCAGGGACAAACCUGAGGGCGCGGGCAAGGGUAUUUUCGAACACACAAACCCUUUCGCCGAAGUUGCAAAGGCGAGGAAAUUGCAGGCCUUUCACGAUAAUGAGGACGAGAUUCUCGACUUUGAAGAUACCUACGAUGGCCUAGGCGAUCAGCUCGAGGAGGCCGGCGAUGACUUCAACGAUGAUACCUUUGGUGGUGGCGCUGAAGGCGCAACCGGUCAGGGCUCGGUGGGAAAAGAUUAUGACUUCUUUGGAAAAACGGCUCAAGUCUCCAAUGUCAUCAAUGAGGAGCAUAUGCGCUACAGCUUGCAACAACCUCAUCAGCCAGCGGCGCCCGCGCAGCCCGCAAAGGCCAGAAGGACCGGCUAUGAGAAAUAUCAAGAUCCGGGUUAUAUUCCAGACAUUCAGGCGAAAUCCGGGGCUUGGGGCACAAAGUCAAGCACAGCUGCUCCUCCGUCCGGCGAUCCUCGCAUCAGUACGGCCCGUGGCACUGCUCCAGCCUCGUUCCCUGCUCCUGAACCCUCACCUCCACCAGCAUCCAUGUCACAACCUCCAAUGAUGACCCUGGAACAGGUUGAGGCGGCUUUGCUUGCUGAAUCUCAAGCGAGACAGGCACAGCUUUCAUUCUCGCAACACCAGCCAUACCCGUUCCCACCUCAGUCAAUGCAUUCACAAUCUCCGCAGCCAUACCAGCAGCCCAUGGGACUUCCUCCCGGCCUGCCAACUCAGCCUCAACCACAACCUCCUCUCGACGGUCCUAGAAACCACAAUCGCAUGCCUUCACAUCCUCGUGCACCCCAGCCUCCACCUCAGCAGCCUCUCCAGAUUCUACAGAAUCCAAACAGAGCCCGUCAUUCACCCCAGCCAAGCCUCGACAGGUCUCAACCCGUCCCACCACUCGGACCUCAAGGAACUGGCGCGUUGCCGGUGAUAACUCACCCUCAACAGUUGAUGGAGCUGUCCGACGAACAGCGACGAGUUUACCUGGAAGAAGACGCCAAGAGGGCAAAGAGGAAUCACAAGAUCUUCCUGCUUUCCAAAGGUAACGGGUUGAUGACUCCCCAGGAUAAGAAUUUCAUCACUCGAAUCCAACUUCAGCAGUUAGUGGCGGCGACGGGGAGUUCGACGGACUCGAAUCCCGAAGCUGCCCUCAAUGAAGACUUCUACUACCAGGUCUACAGUCAAAUCCGUGGUGCUCCAAGACAACAUCCUACUCAACCGCUGGGCCACUUUGCGCAGACCUAUCUGUUCCAGACGGGCACUCGCGUGGGCGGUAGACGGCAACAGAUCAAUGGAGACAACCACAUGCAGAGAAUGCAACAACAAGUUCAGCGUGCAGUUGAAGCAGCCAAGCUCAAACCCAAGAAUCAGCAGCUGAUCAUCGAAGGUAGUUUGGGUAAAAUCUCCUUCAGCAACGCAAAGACACCAAAGCCACUGCUCAAUAUCAAGAGACAGGAGGGCACUGAAUCCCGACCAACAAGUGCCAAAAAGGGAAGCAGCGUAAGUGCGAGUGACCGCAAAACGAUUUUGAAGAACAUUGAAGCUGUGUAUACGACCUUGAUGCGCAUGGAGGAUCACGAACGACAAAUGCCACCUCCACCCACCGAAGGCAACGCGAAUUCCAUUCAGACACAUCUUGAAUGGCGACACAAGCAGCAGGAGCUGGGCAACACGCUAUGGCAAGAUCUCAAGGUUCUUGAUCCUAUCGUCCCGGGAUCAGCAAUUCCUCACCCUUUCAUUGCUUUUCUGUCAUUUUCCAAAGGGAAGAAGGCCAUCCCGCGGGUCUUCCAUCAGAUUGAUGCGGACAAAAGACUGACCAUCUUGACCAUGAUUGUGGUCCACAUCGAUCAGCUUGACGUGGUCAAGGACGCCCGUCCCGCCCCUGGUGAACUACAGCCUCCGACACUCGUGCGGGAAGAAGUCGAGUUAUUCUCACAAGCCGUCAUGCCGUGCUUGUUAUCCCACGUUAGCGAAGUGCCCGUCAAUAUUAUCACCGGAUUGCUAGGGCUUCUGAUCGACCACACUAACAUCUCGGUUGUUGCACACACCAAGAUUGGACUUGGCAUGCUGACGAUGCUGUUGACGCGCGCCGAAUUGGUGAAAGAGGCCGGGUCAGUCUCUGACCAGGAUUGGCAACAGUGGACCAUGUUAUACAGCCGCCUUUUUGAUAUGUUGGAGCCUCUUCUUGGUUCACUAUUUCCUGGUCCGGUCAACUCUGGUGACGACAUGUACGUGUGGCAAUUCUUGGCUGCCAUCGGCAUAUGCGCCAGCCCGGACCAACAACAGAGGCUGGUCAUCGGUGUGAAAGACAGAGUUAUGGAGACGGUGCUCCAGAGCAAGACACUACCAGCCGAAAUGUCGAGCGUUCGACUGGGGAACGUUAACCUAUUCAUGAGAGCCAUCGGUCUUGAUGUCGAGAUGCUAGGAUGA
Messenger RNA from Fonsecaea erecta, 2460 nucleotides. RefSeq lists its product as hypothetical. The coding region runs from base 1 to 2460 and encodes 819 amino acids. The transcript has 2 exons. Gene Ontology annotation, biological process: deadenylation-dependent decapping of nuclear-transcribed mRNA; P-body assembly. Gene Ontology annotation, molecular function: RNA binding. Gene Ontology annotation, cellular component: P-body. The record is from RefSeq and is a predicted model, not a curated record. NCBI's taxonomy places the organism in Eukaryota, Fungi, Ascomycota, Eurotiomycetes, Chaetothyriales, Herpotrichiellaceae.